CUCUUCACCAUGGUGCGAAAAAUGUUUACAGAUGGCGCUUCACAGUCGUAAAUUCCACAGUUGGAAUUGAAACGGAACUCUCUAUUUCUACAUUCCAGUUUUGAAUACUGUAGUGCACAAUCGCUCACCAGCCGAAAUGAGUUUUAAAGAUUUAAGAAAUUUUACAGAAAUGAUGAGGGCCUUGGGUUUCCCUCGACUGAUAUCCAUGGAAAACUUCAGGACACCUAACUUUAAAUUGGUGUAUGAAUGCCUAAAAUGGCUGAUGAAAAGGUAUGAUCCUAAUGCUGAUGUACAUCCAGACAUUGAUACAGAACAGGAUCGUGUGAUCUUCAUCAAAACUGUUGCAGAGUUUAUGGCAACAAAGGCUCACAUAAAGCUCAAUACAAAGAAGUUGUAUGGUGCAGAUGGCUAUGCUGUGAAGGAAAUGUUGAAAAUAACUUCUAUGCUGUACAGUGCAACCAAAACAAAUGUUGCUGGGUCUUUGGAAGCGGGCGCAGGAGAUGCUUCUAGUGUUUCUUUUGACGUGUCCUCAAGGAUAAAUGAGUUGAAAGAAGCCAGAAGGUUAGCCUCUGAAAUUACAGUGAAAGGUGCUCAGCUGUAUGAUCUCCUUGGCAAGGAAGUGGACUUGAGGGAGCAGCGUACCAUGGUUGUGGCAAGAGCACUAGAAAUCAAUGAAGUUGAACAUGGGUUGCAAGCUUCUAUAGAAGCAGUUCAGAAUGAAAUCCAGAAAACAGUCACCAUGUUGGACAAUGUUGCUUCAGAUGAAGCAAAUCUUGAGGCUAAGAUUGAGAAAAGGAAAAGCGAGUUGGAAAGAAAUAACAAGAGAUUACAGACUUUACAAAGUGUCAGACCUGCGUACAUGGAUGAGUAUGAAAGACUGGAAGAAGACUUACAGAAGCUUUAUGAUUCAUACAUGAUCAAGUUCCGUAACUUAGCCUUCCUUGAAACCCAACUGGAGGAACAAAAUAGAGUGGAAGCUGACAAGUUAGAGGAAACUGAACAGCAACUCAAAGUGAUGGCUGAGAAGAUCAGAACUGAGGAGAGGAAGCAUCAGCAAAUUUCACCUGAAGAUGAUGAUGACAAAAAUAUUAUUGAUGAUGAUGAUGAAAACGAUUCAGAUGACAUGGGUGCACCGAAUCGUAUGUCUAAUCGCGUCAGGCCUGAAGCUGCAGGACAGCAAAGGGGUGGCAACAGAGUGACGGGGACUAUGAACCCAGACAUCAGUGAGGACAGUGGAUCAGAAGGAUCAGGAGAUUCAGACAUCGAUUUGGAUGAUGAUGAUGACGAUGAUGAUGACGACGAUGACAUUCAAGGCAUGGGACAAGGAAUGGGGCAAGGAAUACCUCAACCAAGAGGGCGGAAUCAACCUCCACAGGAUGAUUUAGAUGACAGCGACUUUUAGAAUUGCAAAUGGGUCUGGGAAUUAGAUCUCUUAAAAGGAUUAAGGUAGUCUUCGUUCAAAAUUGAAUAAAUUAGCAACACCAUGAUA
This is a messenger RNA of Aplysia californica (California sea hare), 1489 nucleotides long. Its product is annotated as clusterin-associated protein 1. The record is from RefSeq and is a predicted model, not a curated record. Gene Ontology annotation, cellular component: cilium; centrosome; intraciliary transport particle B. Gene Ontology annotation, biological process: cilium assembly. Lineage: Eukaryota; Metazoa; Mollusca; Gastropoda; Aplysiida; Aplysiidae. The coding region runs from base 137 to 1402 and encodes 421 amino acids. The transcript is spliced from 12 exons.